AUGUCAAAUUCACUGCCUUAUGGGCACCAUGGGGAGCUUCUAAGUAUUUUGCAAACCAGUUACUCCCCUCGCCUGUUCACUCUCCGAUGGAGCGUGAUACCCAGUCUGUCUCACAUACGAGCGACUCCUCUCGCCUGGAAUCCAAUUUCCCUAAGAUCCCGGAUUGAUGAAGAUUCUUCCUUUGAGGUCGUGGCUGCUGAUGAGUGGGUCUUAGAGAGCGCCAUGGGCGCACAAUAUGCAGAUCUUAUUGCCUCUGAAAUGUUUCGGGUUCUACUGUUUCUUUUUGGAUUUGUGAUAACAGAAACCAGCAGGAAACAUAUGAUGUGCAAUACAUCCAAGAUGGAAGUAUUUUAUGAGAAGUGUGAUGACAGUUUUAUUCCAUUGAUUAAGGUAGAGCCUUGUGAGCUUCAUAAGAACGCACGUAUGAAUUUUACUAUGACACUGAUUCCAAGAAAGAACAUUGACCGUUUAUAUGCUAAGGUGCAAAUUUGGAAGGGACCCGUCACAGUCUCAGAUAGGAGAUACGUGUUGUGUACUGGACUGGAUGAUGAAUAUGAUUUCUGUGGCGCUCUAAAAGGAGAGACACUGAACCUAUUUCACCAUGAUCUUAAGUUUAGGAAGCUGCAGUUAAUACCGGGCCUAUACACUAUAAAUAUUCAUCUACUUGUGGGUAAAAAAGAAGAAAUGCUUGCAUGUUUCAUCAUAACAGUGAUAAAGCAGUGAUAAAGCUGCAGUGUUCUGAUAAGAAGCUGAAAUUCAAUAUACAACACAUACAAGGGGAUGAUUCUAAAUGAUUCCCAGACUGACCUGUGAAAAGUUUGAAGACUGGGAGGGAUCUUUACAUUUUGAUAUUUGUCUGUUUUACUAAUUUCAUUCACACAUGGCAGGAGAAAUCUGCACAGUUAUUAGGGGAUUUUUUUCACCUCAAGAUUGAAGAUUGUUCUGUAAAUUUAGACCACCCAGACAUUCCGGGAUUGUUGUUUGCCUUUCUCUUUUUUUAUAUUACUGUUUUUUUUAAUUUAUUUAAUAAAUAAAAUAACAUUCACAUUUUCACAUAAGUGCACAAUAAUAGUGAAAAUGAGAAAAUAAAUAAUUACACUAAAUUAAAUAAGAGAUACAAAAGCAAAACAAUAAUCCCGAUACAUAUCUCAACCUAUUUUGUAAAUAGUUGUCUAGAACAAGGGUGUGGAAAUUUAAUUAAAAAAAAUACUUGUCCAUGGGACUAAAACAGAGCAAA
Hyla sarda is the source of this 1237-nucleotide messenger RNA. RefSeq names its product lymphocyte antigen 96 (gene LY96). The transcript has 8 exons. Gene Ontology annotation, biological process: positive regulation of lipopolysaccharide-mediated signaling pathway; toll-like receptor 4 signaling pathway; detection of lipopolysaccharide. NCBI's taxonomy places the organism in Eukaryota, Metazoa, Chordata, Amphibia, Anura, Hylidae. Gene Ontology annotation, molecular function: Toll-like receptor 4 binding; lipopolysaccharide binding; lipopolysaccharide immune receptor activity. Gene Ontology annotation, cellular component: lipopolysaccharide receptor complex. The record is from RefSeq and is a predicted model, not a curated record. The coding region runs from base 1 to 723 and encodes 240 amino acids.